UCCCAAUUUUUCUCAUUUGUGAAGUUUUUUUUCUCUCUCUUCCCCCUCUCUCUCGUACGCUCUGCUCUUUCUCACCUUCCUCUCACACUUUCAUCUCUCUUUCUCUCUGCACUCUCCAUCUCAUCCUUCACCAUAACAUCCACACAACAACCUCCACCACCAUCUACAAAUCAACCACUCCUGAGAGUGAGGGAGUUGCCGAGUGAGAAAAUAUUUGCCGGCAGGAGAGAAGUUCCGGCGAGGAGGAGGAGUUCCGGCCGAGAGAGUUCUUGUGGCGUAGGGUUGGGCAUUAAGGUUGCAAUCAAGUCGGAAUUUAUGAUCGCACCACCGGAAAUUUAUGCAAUACUUGGGGAGGAAUUAUCAGUAGAAGAUGAAGAGGAAGUUUUGGCAGAGUUUGAGAACUUGGAAACCCAGCUUUCAUCCUCAAGUAUCAUUGUUCUACCAGAUUUUAGUGAAGAUCCAAGCUUGAAUGACUCUGCAUAUAGCUGUGAUGGGCAGAAGCUGGCCAAUGAUACAAUUGAUUACCCUGUAAAGGAAGGUUUACAAGUUGAACUAAAAUCCCUUAAAAGAAAGAUUGAAGCUGUUUCUGCUGAUGUUCCUUGCUUGAAGAAUGAGGAAUUUAAUAAACUUGCAAAGUUUUAGUUUAUAUGUCUACUGCUUUUAGUGGAUUAUGAAAUAGUAUGAAGGGUAUUUGUGUUUGUUGAUUUUAUUUUAGCAUCUAAAGACAAACCUUUUGUCUUCAAAUCUGUUUUAGCUUAGGUUAUGUAGACUUUGCUGCUGAAAUUAAAGUAUGAAAAACAUAGAAGAAAUGUGUUUAUCUUGGUUUAGCUUAUGAGUUAAGGAAAUAAAUUGCAAGUUUAGUAUGUGUUAAGAACUACUUCUUUUGUGUUGUAAUAGACUGAGCUUUUUUGCCAAUUAAAGUUGGAGGUUAGCAUGGUUGGCCAAAAUGUGGAAUGCAUUUAUUUUCAUUUUUCUUUGGAUAUCUCAUGUUUUCCUUUGUUUUCUCUUUGCCUUGCAGAAUUAUUGUAAAAGAGAGGUGUAAAAUGAUUAGAAAAGCUAUUACAAGAGAAAGAAUUGAAGAUGAUAAAAGAGAUAUAUAUAUAACAAAUAUGAAGGAAUAUAUCACAUAUUGUCUACCACUACUAAUUAUUCUACCAGUGUAAUAUUAUUACUAUACUUUCUUGGAUUUGAGCACUUAUACUAUGUUUUUGUUUUUGAUUUGCAGCCUGGUUAUGAAUGUCUAUGCUGCUUAAGGUGCAUGCAGCCACGCGAUCACAAUUUUGCCACCACCUGUGUUUGCAGAGUACCAAAACAACUUAGGGAGGAGAAGGUUAUAGAAUGCGUUCACUGUGGUUGCAAGGGCUGUGCAAGUGGAGACUGAUUGAACAUCAAUUCAAGUAUCAGGAGGAGGGUUUGUUUUUGGUUUUCUGUUCUUGAAACCCUCGUGGAGUUGCAAGGGCUGUGCAAGUGGAGACAUAUUGACAUAUUUGUCAUAGCUUCAAUAUGAUAAUUCUAUAAGUUUCUAUUUACAUCAAAUUUUUGUUUACUUUCUUAACCUUCAUGUCUACUCAACAUCAAUGCCCUGCAAUUAUUUCAGAUUAAGAAGUUGACACGAUGGAAAGGCAAAUGAUGAUAAAUAUGUAGUAGCAAAUAUAGCAAAUGGAAUGAAGUGAAGAUUAAAGAGAAGAGAUAGUUAUUAAAUUGGAAAAAGUGGUAGAAUAAAUGAGAUGAAUAAAACAGGUGGAAUCAAAGUUGCACCCCUUUGCUAGGAAUCAAGCACUCUAUGCUCAUUCAACAUCCAGCAGUCGGAAGAUAUUCUAUCAAAGUCAGUAUCAUUAUAUGCUCUAGAAUUCCCACUAUUUAACUUUAGAACUAUCUUGCUUUUCUUUGUUUUUAAUCUUGUGUUGUAAUAUCUGUACCAAACUUGAAUUUUAUGCUUUUUGGAAUGCUUCAUCUUAAUGAUCAUAUUUUGCGCCUUA
This is a messenger RNA of Trifolium pratense (red clover), 1979 nucleotides long. RefSeq names its product vacuolar protein sorting-associated protein 20 homolog 2-like. The transcript is spliced from 5 exons. NCBI's taxonomy places the organism in Eukaryota, Viridiplantae, Streptophyta, Magnoliopsida, Fabales, Fabaceae. The record is from RefSeq and is a predicted model, not a curated record. The coding region runs from base 316 to 642 and encodes 108 amino acids.